Messenger RNA from Leopardus geoffroyi (Geoffroy's cat), 4875 nucleotides. RefSeq names its product angiopoietin 2 (gene ANGPT2). The record is from RefSeq and is a predicted model, not a curated record. Bases 532 to 2016 code for a protein of 494 amino acids. NCBI's taxonomy places the organism in Eukaryota, Metazoa, Chordata, Mammalia, Carnivora, Felidae. The transcript has 9 exons. Gene Ontology annotation, biological process: angiogenesis; Tie signaling pathway. Gene Ontology annotation, molecular function: receptor tyrosine kinase binding.
UCUGCAAAUACCCAGGGGUCCUGUAGCUGAUCCGUGCUUCCCAGAGGGUUUCUGCAGCAUAUAGCCCUGGUUGGACAGCACACACAUGCUCGGAUUUUUCCUGUUGCCUGGCUAGUGACCCCCCUACAGGAAGAUAACAAGCAAGCCAGGAGGGCGGAGCAGCUCGCGACACAUGUCUGCCUGCUCUUAUCAACUUAUCUUAUAAGGAAAGUGAUUGAUGCAGAUCCUGACACCCAGAACCUGAGGGAAGAGAAACAAGGAAGCAUUAACUCUGAUCUGUAAGGGGAAGACAGCCCUCAGGAGUGAGCAGGGUUAUUCUUUCUACUGCGAUCUGACAGUUCACUGCAGGACGGGAGGGAAGACCAGCGUGAACAAUCACGUUCCUGCUAGAAAAGGAGGGAAGAGACUCCCACUGAUGGACCUUACACCAUGGCAGCGGAGCCCUGCCUCUGAGAGGGCAGCCUAGGAGUGGGAUUCCUAUGUGCCUUCCAGUUUGCUGAACUGCUGCUUUACUCCCGAAAGAAAGAAAGAAUGUGGCAGCUUGUUUUCUUUACUUUGAGCUGUGAUCUUGUCCUAGCCGCAGCCUAUAACAACUUUCGGAGAGGCAUGGACAGCAUGGGGAAAAGGCAGUAUCAGGUUCAGCAGGGGUCCUGCAGCUACACUUUCCUCCUGCCGGAGACAGACAACUGUCGCUCGACUAGCUCCUACGCGUCCAGCGCUGUACAGAGGGACUCACCACUAGAUUAUGACGACUCCGUGCAGAGGCUACAAGUGCUGGAGAACAUCAUGGAAAACAACACUCAGUGGCUAAUGAAGCUUGAGAAUUAUAUCCAGGACAACAUGAAGAAAGAAAUGGUAGAGAUACAACAGAACGCAGUACAGAACCAGACGGCCGUGAUGAUAGAAAUAGGCACAAACUUACUGAAUCAAACGGCAGAGCAAACACGGAAGUUAACGGAUGUUGAAGCACAAGUAUUAAAUCAGACAACAAGACUUGAACUUCAGCUUCUGGAACAUUCCCUUUCCACCAGCAAAUUGGAAAAACAGAUUUUGGACCAGACCAGUGAAAUAAACAAAUUGCAAGAUAAGAACAGUUUCCUGGAAAAGAAAGUACUAGACAUGGAAGACAAGCAUAUUGUUCAACUACAGUCGAUAAAAGAAGAGAAAGAUCAGCUCCAAGUAUUAGUAUCCAAGCAAAAUUCCAUCAUUGAAGAACUAGAAAAACAAUUGGUGACCGCCACGGUGAAUAGCUCAGUUCUCCAAAAGCAGCAACAUGAUCUGAUGGAGACAGUUCAUAAUUUAUUGACUAUGAUAUCAUCAAACUCAGCGAAGAACUCCUUCAGUGCUAAGGAAGAAGCAGUCGUUUUCAGAGACUGUGCAGAAGCAUUCAAGUCAGGGAGGACAGCGAAUGGCAUCUACACGCUGGUGUUCCCAAACUCCACAGAGGAGAUAAAGGCAUACUGCGACAUGGAGACGGCUGGAGGUGGGUGGACCAUCAUUCAGCGGCGGGAAGAUGGCAGUGUUGACUUCCAGAGGACUUGGAACGAAUAUAAAGUGGGAUUUGGGAACCCUUCCGGUGAACACUGGCUGGGAAAUGAGUUUGUUUUCCAAGUGACCAAUCAACAGCCCUACGUGCUUAAAAUACACCUUAAAGACUGGGAAGGGAAUGAAGCGUAUUCACUGUAUGAACAUUUCUCCCUCUCAAGUGAAGAAUUCAAUUACAGGAUUCACCUUCAAGGACUUACAGGGACAGCCGGCAAAAUAAGCAGCAUCAGCCAACCAGGAAAUGAUUUUAGCACAAAGGAUGCAGACAACGACAAAUGUAUUUGCAAAUGUUCACAAAUGCUCACAGGAGGCUGGUGGUUUGAUGCGUGCGGUCCCUCCAACUUGAACGGAAUGUACUACCCGCAGAGGCAGAACACAAAUAAGUUCAGUGGCAUUAAGUGGUACUACUGGAAAGGCUCAGGCUACUCGCUCAAGGCCACGACCAUGAUGAUCCGACCCGCAGGUUUCUAAAUGCCCGCACGAGUCUGAGGAGGGACGGGCUGUGCGAUUUUCAAAGACUUAAUCCCGGAGCUCUCAAAGACUCAUCCGCAUGCUGUCUCCUCUACCAUCUCGAGACGGACAGCACACGCUCGGUGCACAGGGGUCCACGGGCUCCGGCCCCGAGUCCCUCGCACCUCCUCGCUUAGACCCGCAUCACUCGUGAACCCUGAGCACAACCCUGGUUACGGUGACCUGUUGGAACGCCUAUGGGAAGAUAGAGUGAGGCCUGCGAAUUUAGGACUGACAAUUCACAGACGCUGUUGUCACAACCAAGAAUGUUGUGUCGAGUUCAUCCGUAAAUAACUGGAAAACAGAACUCUCACGCUACGCAGUACAGAUAACCUUGGAACUGCGUCCUUCUAAGUACUGUUUAUAGAUUGUAUAAAUAUCCAUAUGUCCCGAGUUCAGCAUCACUACCAUAAUUAAAAGAAAGAAAAAAAUUCUCUAAGCCAUUAAAAUAUAUUAUAUAUUCAGGGACAUUCUGGGAAGUGCUUAUUUGCAGCUUAUUUGGACAAGGAAAAACAGCUAACGCAUUGUUUGCUCCUCUUAGGUGCUUUAAACUUUCAUUUUGAAAACAGCAUAUUUACAUAUGUGUGGACAGCACACUUUUAAGUUAAUGUUCAGAUAUAUAUUUCAAGUUUUAAAGAUGAAACCUCCCAGAUCUCUGAAAUUAAUAGAAAUGCGUGUCCUUUCAGUUUAUAUGAAGAUUGUACUAUUUUUUUUUCUUUCUGGCUGUUAAAUAUGAAGGUAUUUUUAGUAAUUAAAUAUAACUUAUUAGAUAACUACAUUGAACAUUUAUGAUAAUAUUUUCAACUUUGUAAUUUGAUUCUGAAACAACUGACUGUGCCUCACAACAAGGAAAAAUUUGAUUUUUUUAAUGAUGAAGAUUAUGCAUUUAAUUCCCUGACAAACAGAUUUUACUAUACUUUCCUCGGUACUCUAUUACAGAGGUCUUUUUUUUUUUCUCUUCCAGUCAGAUGUAUUUUAGAGAGGUAGGCUACAAUUUAGUGUGUGGUUGAGAAAACCUUUCUAUUUAAAGCACUUACGAGGCUAUACUUCUCAAGCUAGUUUCACCCCUCAAGAUAUUUGCACUAGUAACAUUUUAUUAGUAAAAAUAAUUUGCAUUAGUAACAUUUUUUUUUUUUAAUGUCGACCAGCAAACUUAAAAAAAAGUAACUGUUUUGGAGUGCAAAACAAAAAUCUGACAUUUAGAGUAGAUUCAGAUCUUUACAGAAAAUUUUGAGAGCACGGAUUUAAGGGCUGCAAAACUUUAAACCCCUCGAGUUUUAACUCCGUUUGAAGUUUUCAUAGUCCAAUUAACACUAAUGUACAUCGUGGAAUGCUUUAUAAUUUGGAAGCAACUUCUCACAUAUUUGCCUCGGAGUCAGCUGCUGCUAGGAAGCUUAGAGCCAAAUUCGAAACCAGCAUUUACCUCAUGUCUUUCUUCACCAUACACUGUUCUACCAUUCUGUUUUUUCCUUUAUUCCAUUUUUCUUAUGUAAUUUAUUUUACCCCAUAUGCCCCCACCCCAACUACAUUUUAAAACACAUGCUACAUGUUUUGAGUCAAUUUAUGGACUCCAGAAGAGUCCAGCAUGUCACUUUUUCCACUGUCUCGCUGUACUUUAUACACUUUACACUUUACACUAUUUCCCACACAUACACUGAGUGAAGAACCUCCCCAUCUUUGAACAGUUUGUCUUAUUACAUUUAAGUAGGCUUUUUAAGUUCAACAGAGAUAUCACAGCUUUGUAUCAAGUUAAAAAAAAUAUCUGUUAAUAAGAUGAUAGCUCCACUUCAAAAGAAACCCUAAGUUUCUGUGAUUAUCUCGAGGACCACAUGGCAGACACUGAGGUGGAGAAUGACAUUACAGGAAAAAUUGGCAACCACGUACUUAAUUUAUAUCACGUGCCCAUGCAGGCAGGUAAAAUGCAUUUCAAAGACAAGGCUCACUGUGUUGUUCAGAGUUACAUAUACUCUCUUACAACAAAGAGUAGGGGGGAUUUGUGUCUUUACACUUCAGUUCCUUACACGGUAUUUCAAACAGAGUCUUGCUGAGAGGAAUUUCUUCUCUCCUUAAGAAAAUAUUUAUAAAGUUGAGGAUAUCAAAACAAUGACCUUAAAAAUGAAAACAAAAGCAACCCAACAGCCUAGAAAACUACAAUGAUGAGAAGGCAGAGUCCAACCUCCUAUUAUACGAGAGUCCUAGGCAUACUCAAACAAUGAACAAUGCCAGCCCCAGUCACAUAUUAAAAUCACCGUUCAUCUUUCAGGUGUUAAUCUUCCAAAAGAUUAAACUCUGUCACAAACCAGUUAACUUUUUUGCAAAUGAAAGCCAACAUCUACACGAUCCUGCUUCCAAUUAAAAGUGAAAUUACCUACUUAAUUAUCACUUAAUCUUUUAAAAAAUUAGAAUCUCCAUUAAGCAUUUGCAAUACUUAUAAUUUAAAAUUCAGUGAAGUUGAAGUUGUGUUUAGGAAAAGCAUCAGAAACAAAAGGACUGUAUCAUGUUGCUAGCUGGUCACAACUUUUAUACCUAUCAGUUCUAUCUCUAUGAGCAGUAACAGCAUUACUUUUUAAAGCAGUAAACGAUAUAUCAUACCACCUUCUCAAGAACCUAGUCCUUUUUCAUUUUAUUUUUCUCAAUUCUGAGGACUUUUAUAAUUAAAAUUCUUUGAGAUUUCAUUCCUCACAAUUUUUUGCAGAAUAUUCUCACAUUCCCACAUUUGUUCUCACAAAUAAAUAGAUUAAAAAAGUGUUACGUUCUAUGAAAAUGUGUUUUUAAUUGUGAGCAUAAUUGAUCUCAAUUUAAUAAACAUCUGAGUCUGUA